Molecule: messenger RNA, 3102 nt
Organism: Phodopus roborovskii (desert hamster)
Lineage: Eukaryota; Metazoa; Chordata; Mammalia; Rodentia; Cricetidae
Gene: Ccr3
Product: C-C motif chemokine receptor 3
Exons: 2
Coding region: 146-1225 (359 amino acids)
Biological process (GO): chemotaxis; immune response; G protein-coupled receptor signaling pathway
Cellular component (GO): membrane; cytoplasm
Molecular function (GO): C-C chemokine receptor activity
Source: RefSeq, a predicted model, not a curated record
GAGGAACCGUGUUAAAGAGCUGCAGCAUUAGGAAGGCUGAGAACCAUUUCUAGAGGAUCGUCUAACCCCUUUUAGAAGAUGGUAAUGAUUACACUGAAACCUGUCACUGAGUAAUUUCUCCUGGCAUAAGAAAUAGACAAUAGGAAUGGCAUUCCGCAUAGAUGAAACCAAGGCUGUGGUUGAAAGCUUUGGGACCACACCCUAUGAAUAUGAGUGGGCAACACCCUGUGAAAAAGUCAGCAUCAAAGAGCUGGGGUCAUGGCUCCUGCCUCCACUGUACUCCCUGGUGUUUAUCAUUGGCCUCCUGGGCAACACUGUGGUUUUGUUGAUCCUCAUAAAGUAUAGGAAGCUCCGAAUUAUGACUAAUAUCUACUUGCUCAACUUGGCGAUUUCUGACCUCCUCUUUCUCUUCACUGUUCCAUUCUGGAUUCACUAUGUUAUGUGGAAUGAGUGGGGUUUUGGCCAUCACAUGUGUAAACUAAUCACAGGGUUUUAUUACCUUGCCUUGUACAGCGAAAUCUUUUUCAUCAUCCUGCUGACAAUUGACAGGUACCUGGCCAUUGUCCAUGCUGUGUUUGCUCUUAGAGCUCGGACUGUGACUUUUGCUACCAUCACCAGCAUCAUCACUUGGGGACUGGCAGGUUUGGCAGCAUUCCCUGAAUUUAUCUUCCAUGAGUCCCAAGACAUCUUUGGAGAACAUUUCUGUGGUCCUCAUUACCCAGAAGGUGAAGAAGACAGCUGGAAGCAUUUCCAUGCUCUGAGAAUGAAUAUCUUUGGUUUAGCUCUCCCUCUACUCAUUAUGGUUAUCUGCUACUCAGGAAUCAUUAAAACUCUGCUGAGAUGCCCCAACAAAAAAAAGUACAAGGCAAUUCGGCUUAUUUUUGUUGUCAUGAUAGUCUUUUUUAUUUUUUGGACCCCAUACAACCUGGUUCUCCUUCUCUCUGCUUUUCACAGCACAUUUUUAGAGAACAGCUGUCAACAGAGCAAACACCUGGACCUGGCCAUGCAGGUGACUGAGGUGAUUGCCUACACCCACUGCUGUAUCAACCCAAUCAUCUAUGCCUUUGUUGGUGAGAGGUUCCGGAAACACCUUCGGCUCUUUUUCAACAGACAUGUGGCAAUCUACCUAGGAAAAUAUAUUCCAUUCUUUCCUGGUGAGAAAAUGGAAAGAACCAGUUCUGUCUCCCCAUCAACUGGGGAACAAGAAAUCUCUGUGGCGUUUUAGUUGGGCAGAGAAAACUUGCCCACGUUAUAUGAAAUGGAAGAUGAAGCAAACACAUAAAGUCAAUCACAAUGACCCCUAGGUCAGUCAUUUGUACUUUUCAUGAAGCACUGAUGAUCUUAAAGACCUUAAAACACACAUAGACCUUCAGUACAUCUUCAUGUACUAUCAGAAGUCAUUUGCUGAUCAGUUGAUAAUUCAUCAAACACGAAAAACAAUAGCUAUUCUUGAGUCUUUGAAGAGUUACAUGUAUUUUAAUUCACUUAAAUGUUAAAUAUUAAAUGUUAAAUAUUCAGCACAAGUAUUUUUUAAAAAAUAUUUUAAGCUUCUUUUUCAGCCAUCACUUGAUAUUAGUGAAAUGUUUCACAAAAUUCAUUUACUUAAUUUCCUAAGUAGUUUCUUUUUCUCUUGAUGAAUGACUUUUUCUUCUUAAUUAUUAUUAUUAUUUGUGUAUGGACAAUUACUGUUGCAGGAGACUGGCUGUCAUAUCUUGUUUAAUUAUUCUUAAAAGUCAAAUGAGUUCCUAUUCAUGUCAAGUUAUCACAUUUCCUGCUAGUGACUAAAAGGAACACAUUGUCCUCCUAAAUGCCAAUUUCACAUUGGGGCCAUAUGUAUUGAGGAGUCCAGAUGUACUACUCUAGUUCAAUUCUUCUUAAAUUUGACAUUAUAAGUAGUUGGAGGGUGUGCUGACCCAUGGAUAGAUGACUCUUAUUAUAGAAGAAGAGUAGAGAUUUAGAGAUAGGUAUCAAGAAUGACAGAUAAGUUGGAAGAAAAAUCCUUUCCUACCUGGCCUUACUUACUAAAAAGAGCACAUACAAGGAAAGCCAAUAUCACACAGAAGAAACUGGUGCUAUAUAAAUAACCUAAGAAUGAUCAGAAUUCAUAUAGUACAAUGUUUUUGAGUGUCUGUCUUUUUCAGAUAUUAUCCCCCUUCUAUGAAUCUCAAGAAUAUCUUUUUAUCUUUCUUAAUAAACUACCUCUAUUUCUAUCGUUAUCAAUAUGUUUCUGGUCAGAUUCAUUAUUCUGAUACCCAAGACCCUAGAAAUAUCAGUAGGUGCUCUCGGGUUUCAGAUAUAUCCUCAUAACACCACCCCAGAGAUUAUGAUUCAUGUUUGAAGAGAGACCUGAGCAUGAACAACAGGUUCCCAGGUGAUGGCCAUGAUACUUGUCACAUGACUACACUUUUAGAACUGUUAUAACUAUGAUGCUUUCAGAGACUUGACAACUGAAACUGAGCCCUUUAGAUGUCUGUGAUAAGGUUAUCUGCAAUUAUGGUCAGCCUAUAAGAUAUGCUAGCCCAUCUGAAACCCAUUAGUGUAGUAGGAACUUCUAGUCUAUCAGUUUUAUUCAGUUGAGCUUUUCUUGAGUGUCUGUAUUUAAUAUCUUGAGCUAGAAGCAGUGAGAGACACAAAAAUGAGUGAGGAAGAAAAAUAGAAGACAUGGUUCAGGUCACUUUUUCUCACUCCUUUUCUUUUCCCUGUUUAUAGCUUCUUGAGGGAGUAAGUUCUAUGAUUUUUCUCAAUUUGUAUUUGUAGUAUGGCACUUUUUCUGGGUAAAACAUGAUCAUUUCAUAAUUAUUUUUAAGUAGAUCGCUCAAUAGUGAUGCUAUUGAGGCUACUGAUACUCCAUAGUAGGAAGGGAUCUAUAGUCACAGAACCCUCAUCUUGGAUUCCAACCAUUACUCUCUUCUGCCUCAACUUGCACAUGAUCUUGGGAGAUGCUAAUGAUAUAUAAGAAUGAAGUUCCAUGAGGUCAUGAUCCAUGAUGGAACAAAACUUUGUGAUUAUGUAGCUGUUUGGAAUAACUCUCACUCUUUUACGCAUCCUCUCAAUAAUGCUCUGUAAGUAGGCUCAAUAAACUCACUGGUUUGCCAAUUUGAA